Cyphellophora attinorum is the source of this 321-nucleotide messenger RNA. RefSeq lists its product as uncharacterized. Lineage: Eukaryota; Fungi; Ascomycota; Eurotiomycetes; Chaetothyriales; Cyphellophoraceae. Bases 1 to 321 code for a protein of 106 amino acids. The transcript is spliced from 2 exons. The record is from RefSeq and is a predicted model, not a curated record.
AUGUCUUUUCUCCUACGAACCACCCCUCUGCUCCGCACCUCGGUAGCCCGCCAGUCGACACGAUGCUUCUCUACCACAUUAGUACAGCAGAACACCGUCAAAGAUGCUGCGAAGAAGGUCGAUAGAGCUGUGUCGGAUACGCUCGUCAAAGGCAUCGACAAAGGCAUCGAAGCCAAGGACGCAGUAGCCGAGACCGCCGGCAUGUCGACGGGUGAGGCCAAAGGCAAAGCUGAGGAGCUCAAGGGCGAGGCAAAGGGCAAAGCAGAAGAACUGAAGGGCAAGGCCAUCGGCGCCAAAGAAGAGGCCAAGGCGAAGAUUUGA